Messenger RNA from Budorcas taxicolor (takin), 1812 nucleotides. RefSeq names its product serine/arginine repetitive matrix 4 (gene SRRM4). Gene Ontology annotation, cellular component: nucleus. Gene Ontology annotation, biological process: mRNA processing; regulation of RNA splicing; neuron maturation. Bases 1 to 1812 code for a protein of 603 amino acids. Gene Ontology annotation, molecular function: mRNA binding. NCBI's taxonomy places the organism in Eukaryota, Metazoa, Chordata, Mammalia, Artiodactyla, Bovidae. The transcript has 13 exons. The record is from RefSeq and is a predicted model, not a curated record.
AUGGCGAGCGUUCAGCAAGGAGAGAAACAGCUUUUUGAGAAGUUCUGGCGAGGAACCUUUAAAGCCGUGGCCACCCCGCGUCCAGAGAGCAUCAUUGUCGCCAGUAUCACGGCCCGCAAGCCGCUGCCAAGGACAGAACCCCAGAGCAGCCCCAUGGUCUCAGCUCAGGAUGGACCCUCGGAAAAGCUGAGCCAGCAUUUGGCCUCCAAGGUCUUGGGCACCAACAGCUGGGACAGAGGCAAAGCCUGCCGGGAGCCCAGUCCCACCAGAGCACGCAGUGCCUCCCGCAGCAAAGACUUGACGCCGCUACCUUCCUCCAGGGGGAAGAAAAAGAAGAAGAAAGCUACGCGGAAGAAGAGGAGGAGGUCCCCAUCUUAUAGCCCAUCACCUGUCAAGAAGAAGAAGAAGAAGAGUUCCAAGAAACAUAAGCGACACAGGUCAUUCUCCAAGAAGAGAAGGCACAGCUCCUCCAGCCCAAAAAGCAAAAGAAAGGAAGAGAAGAGGCACAAAAAACAAUCGCGAAGCCGGCCCCGAAAAUCUCGCCGCCACCGCCAUCACCACUGCCCCUCACGGUCCCAGAGCUCAGAGUCCCGCUCCUCAAGCUGCGACAGCAGGCACCGCGGCCGGUCCCCCGAGGGAGGGCGGAAGUCCCGUCGAAGGCACUCUCGCCGCUGCUCCAAGACCCUCUGCAAGGCCAGCCCAGAGGCCCGGUCCAGCCCCCAACCCAGCCAGCCCCUCCAGAUGCUCAGCUUCCUGUCAGCCAGGGGUGUAAUCACUGGGUCGGGGUCUGCUGCUGACCUCUUUACCAAAACAGCCAGCCCGCUCACCACCUCCCGAGGACGCUCCCAGGAGUAUGACUCAGGCAAUGACACCUCCUCGCCACCCUCCACCCAAAUCAGCUCAACCAGGUCUCGGGGUCAAGAGAAGGGGAGCCCCAGUGGGGGCCUGAGCAAGAGCCGGGACCCCAACAGUGGAAACACCUCUGAUUCAGGGAACUCCUUCACCACUUCCUCACCCCAGAACAAGGGGGCCACUUUGGAGAACCUCUCCCCCACCAGCAGGGGCAGAGAGUCAAGAGGAUUUCAGUCACCAUGUCUGGAAUGCACCGAGGUGAAGAAGUCCAAUUUGGUCCCAUCCACAGACCGGAGAUCCCCCAUGAGAGGGUGCUCCCGAAGCUCCUCCUACGCCAGCACACGCUCCUCCAGCCACUCCUCCCGAUCCGCAAACCCCAGAGCCUCCCCCAGGUACACCAGGAGCCGAUCCACCUCCUCUGGGAAAAGGUCCUCCUCGCGCUCUCCCAGCUAUUCCUCCAAGUCUGGCAAGAGAAGCCCGCCUAACAGGAGCUCUAGGUCGCGCCGCAGCCCAAGCUACUCCCGCUACAGUCCCAGCAGGGAGCGGAACCCCAAGUACAGCGAGAAGGAUUCGCAGCAACGCGAGCGCGAGCGAGCUCGGCGGAGACGUCGGUCCUACUCGCCCAUGCGGAAGCGCCGGAGAGACUCCCCGAGCCACCUGGAGGCGCGGAGGAUAACGAGUGCCCGGAAACGCCCCAUCCCGUACUACCGGCCCAGCCCCUCUUCUUCCAGCGGCCUCAGCAGCACCUCCUCCUGGUACAGCAGCAGCAGCAGCCGCUCAGCCAGCCGAAGCUACUCCCGGAGCCGCAGCCGCAGCCGAAGCCGGAGCAGGACCCUCACUAGCAGCAGCUGCAGCUCCCGCAGCCCCAGCCUGGGCUCCCGGAGCCGGAGCCGGAGCCGGAGUCGAAGUCGGAGUGGGAGCUACAGCUCAGCAGACAGCUACUCCAGCACAAGGCGCUAA